This is a messenger RNA of Vitis vinifera (wine grape), 516 nucleotides long. RefSeq lists its product as uncharacterized. The record is from RefSeq and is a predicted model, not a curated record. The coding region runs from base 28 to 516 and encodes 162 amino acids. Gene Ontology annotation, molecular function: protein binding. NCBI's taxonomy places the organism in Eukaryota, Viridiplantae, Streptophyta, Magnoliopsida, Vitales, Vitaceae. The transcript is spliced from 2 exons.
UUCAAACUAUUAUUGAAAGAUAUAAAGAUGUUGAUUAGAGAAUUCUAUUACUUGGAACUGUACAAAGCUGUGCUCAAUGGUGACUGGGAAAGUGCUUCAAAAUUAUUGAAGGAUGAUCCACGAUCAUUCUCCGCCCCGAUCAGAACAGAUGAUUCCCGAAUGCUUCACAUAGCAGUUGAGUUAGGAGAGGCCAGAAUGGGUUUCGUGGAGAAGUUGGUUGAGUUUUUGCCAAGUGAGGCACUGGCUCUGCGGGAUUCUGAUGGCGUCACUGCCCUUUUCAACGCUGCAAGGGCUGGCAAUAUAAAAGCAGUCAAGUUGUUAGUGAACAAAAACCCAAGCUUGCCCAAUAUCUGCCAACGCGACAAUUUUGCGCCUCUUCACAGCGCUGUUAGGUAUGGUCAUAAAGAGCUGACUUUAUAUUUAUUAAGCGUCACCAGAGAUAAUGAACCUCCAUAUCCUUUCUCAAAUUCGCCUGGAUUUACAUUUGGCUCUAUGAAUGUUUAUCAUUCUAAGUGA